Molecule: messenger RNA, 2633 nt
Organism: Boleophthalmus pectinirostris (great blue-spotted mudskipper)
Lineage: Eukaryota; Metazoa; Chordata; Actinopteri; Gobiiformes; Gobiidae
Product: thyrotropin-releasing hormone receptor-like
Exons: 3
Coding region: 356-1534 (392 amino acids)
Biological process (GO): phospholipase C-activating G protein-coupled receptor signaling pathway
Cellular component (GO): membrane
Molecular function (GO): thyrotropin-releasing hormone receptor activity
Source: RefSeq, a predicted model, not a curated record
GGAGAAGGGGGUGAUAGAAAGAGGAAACAGGGAGAACAAGAGAGAGACAGGGAGGGUAAAUGGAGAACUUGUGAGAUAAGAAAAGAGACAGCAAAAGAGGGGGGUGCGGAGAGAGAGAGGGGAGAGAGCGGUAGGACUGAAAGAUGGAGAGGAUAUGAAGAGAAAGAAGAAACUAGAGUAAAAGAGCAAUAGAGAGGAGAAGAGAGGGAGAGAAGAGGAGAGGAGAGAGAGAGGAGAGGAGAGAUGCACUGGACAGUGAAAAAGAAGCACACAUUUGCACUUGGUUGAUGGCCAUGUCAAGUGAAAGCGGUGUUCAGCGAGAGAUGAUUUUGCAUUGACCUUCUUGUACAACAACAUGGAAAACAUCACGGCCACUUUCAAAGACAUCCAACAUGUUGUCAACUUAACCGAAAUCCCCCGAAAACCACUGGAGGAGCAAAUCAUCACCAUCUUUUUGACACUGCUGAUUUGCGGAGUCGGUAUCGCCGGUAACAUCAUGGUGGUUCUGGUGGUCCUUCGUUCAAAACACAUGGUCACCCCAACCAACUGCUACCUGGUCAGUCUUGCUUUAGCUGACCUGAUUGUCCUAUUCGCCGCUGGCUUACCCAACAUCUCAGAUGUGGUUGCUUUUUGGAUCUACGGCUACACUGGCUGCUUGUGCAUAACUUAUCUUCAAUACCUGGGCAUUAACGCAUCUUCUUGUUCUAUUUUGGCCUUCACGGUGGAGCGUUACAUUGCAAUUUGUCAUUCGAUCAAAGCUCAGUUCAUAUGUACGGUUUCCAGAGCUAAAAAAAUUAUUGCUGGAGUUUGGGUUUUCACUUCCCUCUAUUGCGUGAUGUGGUUUUUCCUUGUGGAUAUAAAUGAAACCAUCUACUCUAAUGGUGUAGUGGUGACUUGUGGGUACAGAGUAUCUCGGAGUCUGUAUUUGCCGGUGUACUUCUUGGAUUUUGCCUUGUUUUACGUCAUCCCGCUGUUCGUUGCCAUGAUUUUGUAUGGACUCAUAGCCAGGAUUCUCUUCAUGAGUCCGCUACCCCCCCACCUCAGCGACAGAGGGGGGUCUGUGCACCACACCAACGGUAUCAGCAAGAACAGCAAGGGGACACUCACGGCCAGGAAACAGAUCACAAAGAUGCUGGCUGUUGUUGUGGUCCUUUUUGCUGUACUCUGGAUGCCCUACCGCACUCUGGUGGUGGUCAACUCCUUCAUUGAGCCUCCGUACCACGACUCCUGGUUCCUGCUCUUCUGUCGCAUGUGCAUCUACUCCAACAGUGCCAUCAACCCAAUCAUCUACAACCUCAUGUCCCAUAAGUUCAGAGUGGCCUUCAAGAAGCUCUGUGCCUGCUCCAGAGAAGACAAAGAGGACAAGACCGCGGAGAACCAUAUGCCCAUGUAUUUCACUGUACACAGAGAUAUGUCCAAUGAAAGCCACCUGACGCUGACAGAACCUGAAGAGGAGGAAGAAGAGGCGAGAGGUCCAAACAUGAAGAGGGUGAAGAUACACAGAUGUAAUAAAAGUACAAUGUCAGCUUCAUAGUUUGUAAAAAUUUAUGGUCACUUUUUCAUGUGCAGCUCAUCUAAAUGUAAAUAUGUGAUAGAGUGAGGACACAAGGGCCCAGGCCUUUACCAGGCCUAUAGACAGAAGCAGUGUCCUCAAUGUGAAGAAGCAUUUAUCUACAAUAUUGCAGUACUAUAAACGCGGUAUAAAUAUUGAAUUGCAAAGUUGUUGUUUUUUUUCAAAGUAUCAAAUUUUUUGGGAAAAAGACUGAGGGUGGUUAUCUGGCAGCGAGUGGUCCAGGAGAAGUUUAUUAUUACAUGUGUAACUUGCUGGAUCCUUAUUUACAGUGAAAGGUAUUAUGUAUUACUCACAAUGAGUGAUUUAUGAGCUAUGGUCACAGAUUAUAAUUAUUAUGCCAUUUAUGAUAAGCAGUUGUCUUGUCCAAGGACACAACAGCAGUUUAUUUAAAAAAAAAAAAAAAAGAAGAAAGAAAAAAACAUAUUAUGAUAAGCAUAUCAAUAUGGCAACCAUAUACGGUCUAUGAUGGCAACAGAUGCUUAGAUAAUAAAAGUUAAGCAUAGCCAGAGAGUGUAUAUGGAGUGUAUCUGUGAAUUAUUGUGGUCUAAUGAUGUGACACUAUAAGAAUUACAUGGGCAGUGUGUUUCAUUUGUGUGGUGGUGUCAAGCUGUUAAAUGGCUCUAUAACAGCAUCUGUAAUGAGCAUGAGUGAGGGAACAGGAAUGACACUGGGUACACUGGGAAACUUUCCUUGUGCCAGGUACACCUGCUUGUUCCCAGAUGGAGAUGUUAUUAUUUUGCUUGGCAUGUUAUAAAUCUACAGUAUGGAGGCAAGCCAUUAAACAAACUUUUAUAAAUAAAAGCUUGAUAGAUAUGUUUAAUGCCAUAGUGUGGAAAAUUCCAGGCAAAAUAAUAAUAUCUCUGUGUAAACAAGUGGCUGACCUGUGCCAGAAAAGUUUUAUGUGCACCUUUUUAGUAAUAUAUGCUGCUCUAAACAAUUCAUACACAACAGUGAUGUAAAUACAACGUAUUACAAUGGACUCGCACUUUUAUUCAGUAUCAGUGUUGAAUAAUGGCAGAUGUAAGUGUUUGUAAACCUAAAAAUGUGAAUGAAUUUGUAA